Messenger RNA from Neurospora tetraspora, 1257 nucleotides. RefSeq names its product peptidase S8/S53 domain-containing protein. Gene Ontology annotation, molecular function: serine-type endopeptidase activity. Lineage: Eukaryota; Fungi; Ascomycota; Sordariomycetes; Sordariales; Sordariaceae. The coding region runs from base 1 to 1257 and encodes 418 amino acids. Gene Ontology annotation, biological process: proteolysis. The record is from RefSeq and is a predicted model, not a curated record. The transcript has 3 exons.
AUGGUCGGAUUCAAGAACGUCGCGCUCUUCGCGGCGUCCAUCAUCCUCCCCGCAUCAACAUGGGCCGCUCCCAUCAUCCAAGUCGAGACGAAGCCGAUCCCCGGAAAGUACAUCGUGCUGCUCAAAGAACAUGCCGAUCUCGAAGGUCACCUCAGCUGGGCAAAGGAUGUGCACGCCAGGAGUCUGUCGCGCCGAGACACGGCCGGUGUGCACAAGGCGUGGAGUGUAGGAAGCAAGUUCAAGGCGUAUGCGGGCGAAUUCGAUGAGGAGACUUUGAGCAUCAUUCAGCGGGAUGAGAACGUCCAAACCAUCGAACUCGACAAAAGCUGGCGCCUCUACAAGGGCAACGACAACGUCAUCUCCAACUCCGCCGACGACACCUCCAUCAUCACCCAAAAGCAGGCGCCCUGGGGCCUGGGUUACCUCUCCCACAAAGGCGAGACCUCUUCCGAUUACGUCUACAACUCCACCGCCGGCGCCGGCACCUACGCUUACGUGGUCGACACCGGAUGCUGGAAAGACCACGUCGACUUCGAAGGCCGCGUGCAUCUCGGCUACAACGCCUAUCCCAACUCGCCCUUUAUCGACAUGGACGGCCACGGCACGCACGUUACGGGCACGAUUGCCGGCAGGAAGUACGGAGUGGCCAAGAAUGCGACGGUUAUUUGCGUCAAGGUGUUUCAUGGCGGCGGCUCCGCCAACACAAUAGUAAUGGACGGCUUCGAAUGGGCCGUCAAAGACAUCAUCGCCAAAAAUCGCACACGUACCUCGGUUAUCAACAUGUCCCUCGGCUGCGACCGCUCCGAAGCCUUCAACGCCAUCGUCGACGCCGCCUUCGACCAAGGGGUCCUAACCGUCGUGGCAGCCGGUAACGAGAACCAACCAGCCGCCAUGGUUUCGCCGGCCUCUUCCAAACGUGCUUUCAGCGUGGGAGCCAUCGACAACAAGAACACCCGGGCUUAUUUCUCCAACUUUGGCGCUAUCGUGGAUAUCUUCGCUCCGGGCGUGGAUAUUGUGUCGACUUAUAUUGGCAAAAAGGAGGGGGAUAAUAAUCGCACGAUGACGAUGAGCGGAACUAGUAUGGCUAGUCCCCAUGUCGCUGGGUUGGCGCUGUAUUUGAAGAGUUUGGAUCCGGAGGUGUUUGGGGAUAGUUUGGGGGCGCAUGAAGGGUUGAGGGCGUUGGGGGUUGCGGAUAAGGUGUGGGAUGCGGGCGAGAUGAGCCCGAAUUUGGUGGCUUAUAAUGGGAUUAAGGGGUGA